AUGGAUGAUAUCGGACUGCUGGUUAUCGGACCAAAAUUUAUACAAGAUAUUGAUAUUCUUCUAGCCAAUGUGUCUAAGACCAUUACCAGUAAGCUUUAUGUUCGAGUUGCUGCUGAAUUAGACCUUUUUGAGGUCUUAUCGCAAGUUUAUAUGGAAGGAUCGAGAGUUUGCGACACUUUGGAUAUCCGAGUAAUUAUUGAUGAUAGUCGAGAAAGAACAUUCAAAGCAGUCAUUAGUGAAGAUAAAACUAUUGAAUGUAAUCGAACAGUUGAAAAAUCAUAUGACAGCGUCGUGCUUGGUGGUACGUUUGAUCGUCUGCAUAAUGGUCAUAAGUUGCUUCUAUCGAGAGCUGUAAUGGCAGCAUCAAAACGUAUAAUAUGUGGUAUUACUUGUGGUGAUAUGAUUAAAAAAAAGGUAUUAUGGGAAUUAAUGGAAUCGUUUGAAGAAAGGGCAAAAAAUGUGCAAAAGUUCGUGGAAGAUAUUAGCUGCACUGUUCGUUGUGAAGUUCAUCCGAUUAUGGAUCCGUAUGGUCCGUCAAUCGUUGAUCCUGACUUGAGAGCAAUUGUUGUCAGUAGCGAAACGGAAAAAGGUGGCCAUGCAGUUAACGAUAGGAGAAAAGAGAAGAAUCUUCCAGUUCUUGAUUUAAUAAAAAUAAAUUUAAUCGAUGGAAAGGAUGAAUUAAUAGGAGAAUAUAAGUUGAGUUCAUCUACACGACGUCGAGCAUUACUGGGGACGUUUCUAAAGCCAUUCAAAUUUGAGAAGUUCCCUCAACCAUUUGUUAUUGGUUUGACCGGUGGUAUCGCAUCUGGAAAAACGGAUGCUGCAAAUUUUCUUUCUGAAAACGGUUGUGAGGUGGUAAAUUGCGACAAAUUAGUUCAUGAACUUUACGAGAGAGAAACUAUGAUAGCAACAAAUAUUGCUGUAAGAUUUGGCGGCAGUGUUGUACAAGAUGGUCUGGUCGACAGAAAAAAAUUAGGAACGAUCGUUUCCUCUGAUAAAGAAAAACUCAGAAUGUUGAAUGAUAUCCUUUGGCCUUCUUUGAAGAAUAAGGUCAAAGGAAUCAUUGCACAAAGCAAAGCUGAAUUUGUUGUUGUUGAUGCGGCAAUACUUCUGGAUGCAGGCUGGGAUACUGAUGGAAUAGUGCAUCAAAGCGUAUUGUGGAUCGAAACCAUAUUACACCCGAAGAGGCAGAAAAAACAAUCUAUUCACAAAUGA
This is a messenger RNA of Brugia malayi, 1215 nucleotides long. Its product is annotated as dephospho-CoA kinase family protein. The record is from RefSeq and is a predicted model, not a curated record. The transcript is spliced from 8 exons. The coding region runs from base 1 to 1215 and encodes 404 amino acids. NCBI's taxonomy places the organism in Eukaryota, Metazoa, Nematoda, Chromadorea, Rhabditida, Onchocercidae. Gene Ontology annotation, biological process: coenzyme A biosynthetic process. Gene Ontology annotation, molecular function: dephospho-CoA kinase activity; ATP binding.